CUUUCCUCUUCCCUCCCUCUCCACCUUUCCCCCAUUUCCCAUCCACCCCCUUUUCUCCUCUUCCUCUCCCUCUCCCCCAGCUCUGUCCCUGGCAGUGGGCACACACAGGGAUGAGCAGCGGGCUGGUGUUGCGCGCCCCGCUCCCCGACGACUCCUCAGCGUUCACCCCGCUGAAGCCCGUCACCAUGUCAGGGGAGCCUGGCGAGGACACCUCCGUCUUUGAGGACAUCAAACCGCCUGCCAGGGCCCCGGACAACCCUCCUGACCUGGCACAGCUGCACCCCAUGAGGAUGGAACAGCGGAUGCCGCUCACUCUCGAGGGACGAUCUGAAAUGGAUAAGUACCUCUCCAACCAGAUGCCACCCGUCCCCAUGAUACCAGACAAGAAAUACCGCCGGGAGAGUGCCUCAGUGGUAGAUGAGUUCUUCUCAACAGAGAAACCCACUUCCACGCCUUACAGUGUGAACAUCAAUGUGAUCCUGCCCGACACCACGCACUUACGCACUGGACUUUACCGAUCCCCCAAACCCAUGACGCCAUUCGCGCAGAUCAAGACAGAGCCUGGCACCAGCUUCUCCCAGCCCUGCUCUUCCACAUCAGGCUCCACGCAGACCCUGCCUGACUUCACCAGUGUCUUUAGCAUGCCCCAGUCAGUGGCAGUCAAUAACAUCUUCAUCAAGCAGGAGAUGCCUUCUGAUAUCUCGCUAUCCAGCAGUUCACAGCAAGCGCAGUUUUACCAGAUGCCUCUUGGCAAUGGCAACGCUGAUCUUACCAACCUGACACCCUCCUCAAACAGCACCACAGCCAUCAACAGCCUUAGUGGUGUCACCAUGUCCACAGGUAACGCCAUGUCCAGUGUGCUUCACAGACAUGUCCAGGCUGGAGGGCAAGUUAAGCAGUACUCACAUGUCUCCCAAGGACAGGAAAACUUCAACAUCUCAGGGCAGUUCUAUUCUGUGCCAGGGGUGAACCUGCCACCUUCACCCCCCAACUCGCAGCCUGGCAGCCCAGAAAAUCAACCAGAGCUCAUCAACACCAUCUCUCCCCCACCAUCCUAUGAAGCUACUUUUGGACUGAAGCUGGUCCAGUCAUCCCAGGUCCCUCCAGUCCCCAGCAGCCUUGGGACCCUCUGCCAAGGGCACACUGUCAUGCAGACCCUCAAAUAUAACAGACGCAACAACCCUGAGCUGGAGAAAAGGAGGAUCCACCAUUGUGAUUAUCCAGGUUGCACAAAAGUGUAUACCAAGAGCUCCCACCUGAAGGCACACCAAAGGACUCACACAGGUGAAAAGCCCUACAAGUGCACCUGGGAUGGCUGUGACUGGCGCUUUGCCCGCUCCGACGAGCUGACCCGGCACUACCGCAAGCACACAGGUGCCAAGCCCUUCAAGUGCCUGGCCUGUGGCCGGUGCUUCUCCCGCUCUGACCACCUGGCACUGCACAUGAAGCGGCACCAGAACUAGGGACCACCUCCAUUGCUAUGUCUCCAAGGGCAGCUGGGACUCUUCUUCGAGGGGACCUGUCCUCCACUUGUACAUAGGAACAACCCCGUGCUGUGGUCAACUGGCAGGACAGAAGGUGAAUCCCACCCCAACCUGGUUUUAAAACAGAUACCAUUAAAAAAGAAUGAUAAUUACAGACUGAUCUUGCCACAAAGCUCCUUGUAGCACCAGGGCGAUGGGUCUUGGGUGGCAAGGUCUUUCUUCCAGCAAACCUGCUAUUUAUUUGUCUCUUGGAACCAGCUUUCCUUGGUGUCUUGAGCUCUUGAGGAUGUUUUGCCCCUUUCAAGGUUGUGCCUUUGGGGAGUCAAAGGAUGGCUGGGAAGGCUGGUGGACCAGGGUGUCCCACUAGUUGUGAAAUCCUCUUGGACUGCCCCAUUUCAUGGCCAUGACUGGCACUGGUGACAUGGAGAAUUGCGGCCCAUGGCUGCUUGGGUUGACAGCCCCGGUCUCUAUGGGGGCAUAGAAGAAAGUAUGAAAUACUCACAGAAGGGACAGUGCAGAAGCUGUAUCCUGUCGAACCCAGGGCAUUUGCCCUGCUUGGAUAGAUUUUCUGGUUAUGUCCGUUGCAUUUCUGCUUCCAAGAUGAAAUGUGAUUCCAGAUGAAUCUGAGAGGACCAGAGUAGGUCCCAAAGCCACUCUGGGGACAGCAAGGAACUCACUGUGAGCUCUGGCUUCCCAGAACAUGCCUUUCUCCAAAGGGCAGGCUUUGCUUAUGCCUUGACCACAUGCAUGAGGAACCAGACAUCACUCAUCACGCUGGCUCUGUGCUGUUGCUGUUUCACCACCUUUAGACAAAAGAAAGGGGAAGAAGAACCAAAGAAGCAUCUUUAAAACAAAUUCCGAUAAAUCCUGCUGUUCAGAAUGUGAUCAUGUUACCUACCUCACUGGUUUCCUGCCCCAAGCUCUGCAAGGUGCCUCCCCCCACUUCCUCAAGUGCCAUGACGCAUAGGGCACGUUGGCUCUCCUUCAAAGCCUACCAGAGCUUAGGUGUGGGCAGAACAAGGCCACACCAGCUCAACCGGCAGCUGUGGAGGUAAUAAAUAAAUCAGGAACAAAUAAUGGGCCUGGUGCGUUCAACAGAAUAUUGAUUUCCCCCCACCCCAGCUUCUCUUUAAUUCAUCCUUGAACAAAAUUAAGGAACGUGUGGAUGGAUGCAUCUCCUCACUGGGAACUGAACUGCAGCAUCUUCAGGCCCAUAAAUGAUCUUUUGCUAACUGCAGCCAUGGCCACCAAGCUCUGGUCAUGGUCACGUCCUCAUGUCCUUACUUUAGCUCUUCCGUCAUGACUUGGUGGGGAGCAGUGGGUGCGGGGGCCAAUGGACUUAUCCACAUUUCAUCCUGUUGGCUGUGGGGUCUCUGUGUGUGUUGAGGUCUGGUGUGUACAAGCGGUAGAAGCCAACAUACUGGGGCAGGUGCUGUUGGUUUCUCCUCCUGCUUCCUUUUGGAGACCCUCAGGACAGGAUCAGAGCAAAAUGGGCUGAACCUCCUAAACAUGUGAGUUAAACUACAGGACACUGGAUUGACCAGCUCACUGCAUGUGCUAUGGGGCUGGUGGUGGGCUCACCCCUCACCCGUCACUCUCCUAGAGGGACUUCAUUGCUCCCCCGUUUUAUUUUGGGGACAGAAACCUCCAGCUGCCCCCAUUUCUAUCUCCUGGGGCCCAAAACCCACAUGCUGACAAACAAGAAAUGCUGAUCCAGGCAACAGGCAGCUUUAAAUCUUAGGGGAAUUUGAAAUAAUUUACCUGAUUAUCUCUUCUUU
This is a messenger RNA of Meleagris gallopavo (turkey), 3262 nucleotides long. The record is from RefSeq and is a predicted model, not a curated record. Lineage: Eukaryota; Metazoa; Chordata; Aves; Galliformes; Phasianidae.